GAUUGUCUCUAUAUAUAUUAGUGUAUGUUUUGAGACAUUAGUAAAUACACAGAGGGAAGAAAAUUAAGACAUAGAAAAAGACAGAGAGAGCCGAGUUGAGGACAGAGAGAGAGAGUCGAGAGUUGCAGAGGAGGCCGGAGGAUUGAGGCUUUGAUGAUCCAGUGAGGAAAAUUCUUUUUCAGUGUACCGAAGAUAAACGGGGAUUGCUAGAUUCGGGCUUAGGUGGAAGAGUUGGCGUUGCAGGAUUUAUUUAUUUAUUUGGAGAAUUUUUGUCUAUAUUAAGGAAGUUGAUUUUGUAUAAAUGAAGGCAUUUUAUUUGUUCCUGAGUGUAUUUUGAUGUAUUUGGAUUUGAAUGAAUUGAGGACUUUACUAGAAAUUUUCGGGUCGUGACAGGCACCUCCUACUCAGUCGUUGUACUCACCUUUUUCUUUGUUAUUUUCAGGUCACGGGAAGAAAGUGGCGGACGACGCUCUUCCACAAGUUUAGAUGGGUUAGUGAACUGUUUUGACAUCUUUUGUAACUGCGAUCACAUUUUUUUUUGUAUAAGCCUUGGGGUGACACGUAUAUUAUGUAUUGACAUUAAAAUUGACUAUAAUACCCUUAGACAAUUUCAGGUUCGAGUAAAAACCAGAUUAACGAUUCGAACCCUCAUGUUCGGUUCUUACAAAGCCAUUGCAAUUUAUUGGGUCCAAUCAUCACAUGUUUACGUGGCUAUUGCUUUUGCUAUUCUUCACAUGGGACCCACUAUUGGCUAGCCUCAUACCAAACAACUUACUAGCCUCUGUGACUUCCCAGCUACCAAACCAGCCACUACUCCGGUUGCUCUAAUCCACUACUUGAAUUUUCAUUAAAUAAUAUGAUUUCAAUAUAUACCAACCAAAGUCUAUCCACAGUGGCGGAACAUUUCUACUUUGAAUUUUCUUUCAGUCUUCUACUGAUUGACUUAUGAAUGUGACAUGCUCACGUUAUCCACAGCUUCUAGGAAAAAUAUCAGAAAUCGUUUCUUUACCACUUGGAAAGCUUUAGUAUGACACUCGGAUGUGUCUUCAAACUUUGAUAUUCCUUCUCAGACACUUCGCAGUUAGAAGACCAAUUCACUUGGAGAAAUUCAACACCAAUCACAUUCCUGCAUGGUAGCUUCCAGGAAAAUGAUUCAGCAGCUACUGUGCCACUUGCUUGUUAGACAGAACAUGGCCCAUGUAUCCAUCAAUGAAUAUUGAACAUUGGUUUUCUCGAUGAAUCAUACCCGGAAAAUGAUUCAUCAGCAACUAUACAUAUAGUAGCAUUCACAGGACCAACAACUACAACCCAAGCCCAUCCCUUUCUUCCAAAGAAAAUAAAGCUCAUAACUAAAGAAGGGGGAAGAAAAAAUAAAGAAGAGAGAAAAAGGAAAAGAAAAUGUCCAUCUGCGACUAUUACCAAUACGAGGAAGCCAAUUACUCUUGUAGUUACAAUGAUCGAAUCGUGAUGCUUUUCUGUCAGCAGGACAAACAACACGAAGCACCAAUGCCAUGGAUCGGUAUCUAUGUUGCAGCAGCAUCUCUAGUCUGCUCCCUUGCAAUGGCUGCUGACGUCUUCCACGGUUUUCGCCACAGAAAACUUUGGAUUCCAUGCAAAUUUUUCACUCUCAAUGCCGCUUCCCUCACAUUAUUAGGUGUAGCAAUGAAGCUUCCGGUGGAUCUCAGUACCCAAAUGCCAGGAAAUAUGGAUCAGCUGGUGAAACUUACCGGCACCGUCUUGAUGUCUACAACGAUGGGUAAUUUUCUGCCUUCUUUAGGAACUAUGAAUGACAGAGAAAUUUUCAUGAACAUAACAGCCUUGGCUAUUCUUGUGAUCACCAUUUUUGUAGAUAUCUGCAUCCAAUUACGUACUCAACUAAUAGAUCCUUUUCUUGAGAGAGAAUAUAUUGCAGCUGUGUCUUUCAUGCUUGUUUUGCUUCUAAUAUUGAGUUUCUCCGCUUUGACGGUUUCCACCAUUAGAAAGCGUCUACAACUGAAUUAUGAUGACAUAUACAAAAAGAUUUUGAGUGAAGAAUCAGAGGGAAUCCAAAAGUUUAAAAUUGUUAACUUGAAAGAGGAUGUUAAAAAAUAUUGGAUAAUGACAGAGACGGGUAGUCUUCAAUUUGUUAUAGCACGUUCAGUUACCUGCUAUGUUUCGGGGACAAUUUGUUUUCUGGCUGCUUUCACUUUAGCAGAAGCAAACGUCAGGAUGUGGACCCGUGGUUACCAAUUGUACAUGCAUUAUAUGUACGUGGUUGGAUCAUGUUAUAGGUGGUCAAUCUUUGUAGUUUUUGUGAUUCAGUCUUUUGGGGUGGUAGUAGGUACAAUUGCCGUAGCAUUUAGAUGGUUUGCCGUCAUAAGAUUAAGAUGCUCAGUGAAAAGAGUCAAGAGCUACAGAACUGAGUUGAAUAUAGAGAACUACUGGAUUGAAAAGCUAGUAGGGUGGAGAGAGAAGCCCUUAGCUUUACGGAUCUGGGGCCAAAAAUGCAGAAAACUUGUUCAUUCAACCAAGAAUCUAAUUCUAAACUUCUUUAUACGAGUUCAAAUUACGAUUGUCAUGGCCAGCAAAUUAAUUUUGCUCAUUCCUAUUUUCUUAGUGAGCACGUUGAUGUCAUUUGGUCUCUACUACAAGGUGUUAAAGCAGAAGCUCAGAUACUGUAAGCCUACUACCUCAAACAAUCACAGAGAACCAGAGUCGGGGCCUGGUACAACACUGGAUCUUAGCCGUUAUGUUAUAUAUCUUGAAGGUGAAGAGGAACUGCCCUUACAGAUUAUGAAGAACAAUAGGGAUGCUACUAAUCAUUUUAUUCAGAAGGGUAAAAAGCAGCAACCAAAAUAUUUGAAAGAGCUUUUAGAUCAAUCUACUGCUUUUAUGGGGGUGGAAAAGUUUGACAGUGACCGAGUCCCAUUUCUAAAUUCUGAAGAACCUCCCAAUUGUUGGUCUCUUCCUGUGAUUACACUAACAAGUAUUGCCAUUGCACUUCCAAACAAUGAAAAUCAGAAGGUGAACUGGUUGCGUCGAAGCGUGAGAGAAGGCCUCUUGUAUGUCAACCUUGUAGAAAAAAUUUUGGAUGCCAAAGGAGACUUGGUGAGCAUAAAAAAUACUGCCGACAUAGUGUGGUUUGGAGUUGAUCUCUUCGGCAAGUGGCUAGAUGAAGAUCUCCGAAAAAUCGCUCUUGAAAGAAAAACCUCAAAGGAGACGCUGGAGAGACUUCUUGACAUAUCUAAAAAUAUUGUCAUGGAAUUCAAGGCAAACAUGAAUGGGAAGGAGAACCCUUUGAAGUGGCCCAUGAAGGUUAUUGCUGCUAAUUCAAUGUACAGAAUCAGCCAAACUUUGCUGCUUGACCAAGAAGGCAGCAAAGACCAGAUGGAUCAUGAAAGGCUGUUUGAUCAAUUAUCUGUUAUGGUUGCCGAUAUAUUGGGUGCUUGUCUUACCAACAUGCCACGUGUUAUAACUACAAAAUGCUUUUGCAGUGCCAUAGAAGAAAGGGAGAAAAAUGUUCAGCAUGCAGCUCAUCUUCUUGGUGAAACUGAAGAGAUUCUCGAAAUCCUUCAACAGCGUGAACUUCCUAGUCUGAAUCCUGAUCAGGCGGCUGAUAUCAAUGAGUGGCGUGCUUCAAUGAAGAAGAAAGAUCCCUCGGCUUUUACUUCUUCAUCCAACAGUGGUUCAUCCUCUUCUGGUUCUUGUCAGUUGCAUAUAGCUAUUGAGUAGGAGGGAUGCUUGAGAAAACACAAGCACUUUAUGCCAUCGCUAGUGUUUGGACUUGUUGGAAAUCAAAGAGUGUAGUGUGAGCUGUGGUGCUGUUUGGAGUUGCUGGGGGUGUUUUUAAUUGGGAUCCUGUGUCCUUUUGCUGGUGGUGUAAUUUUCUUUGUUUGGCUGUUCCUUUCUGUAAUAUGGUGAAAAUCUAGUUCAAUAGCCUUUGUAACGGUGAUUGGACACCAAAUAAUAAACACAGAAAAUGUAGGUGGAUUUCGAUUCAUAAAUCGUCUAUUAUAUAUAUAUAUAUAUAUAUAUAUAUAUAUAUAUAUAUAUAUAUAUAUAUAUAUUCU
Molecule: messenger RNA, 4049 nt
Organism: Cornus florida
Lineage: Eukaryota; Viridiplantae; Streptophyta; Magnoliopsida; Cornales; Cornaceae
Exons: 3
Coding region: 1399-3711 (770 amino acids)
Source: RefSeq, a predicted model, not a curated record